Molecule: messenger RNA, 1033 nt
Organism: Cryptotermes secundus
Lineage: Eukaryota; Metazoa; Arthropoda; Insecta; Blattodea; Kalotermitidae
Exons: 5
Coding region: 315-839 (174 amino acids)
Source: RefSeq, a predicted model, not a curated record
GAGGUAUCUAUGCAUGCAUAUAUGACGUAGUUUUUGUUGUGUAGCGUAAGAAGUUUAUAAUGAUUUGGAAGUGUCGGUCAGGAUGUCUGUUGGGUUUGUAGAGCCAUUGUUAUGUUGAACUCUUAUUUCAUCUGUUUGAGGGAACUUCCGAAGAGCUCUGACGCGACAGUUGCGUUCUGUGCGGAUAUCAGAUGUUCGUCAUUUUCAGUUUGUUUUGAAUGUUUUGAAGACGCGACAUGUUGAGAAACGUUUAGGUCCGUCGCUUCGCUUAGUACGAAGAAUCUGCGAAGACUUUCAGUCUUGUAAAAUAAGAAAUGGGCGUAGAAUCCGUUAUUUCUUGGAUCGCUGUCAGAAGAUUCGAUCAGCUGGAUUCAAGUUCAGAUGAUGUGUCAGAAUCACCACCUCUCCCUUUAGAAUUGCAACGUGACUCCAGUUUCACUGACCUCAGGUGUCGUGUUCGAGCAUGGCUUGGACUUCCAGAGGAUGGAGGUGUCGUUAUGAAACUGAGAAGCAGUGAUGGAACUUUGCUGCCUCUGUCAUGCUUGCUUGCUGGCAAUUCAGAUGCAGAGCCAUUCAUAUUGGAUAUUGCAAGGAUUCACCAAACCACACCUGCAUCUGUACGCUCUGCGCUCCCUCCAGCUUAUAUUGAAACUGUUCGCAGUAAAUUGAGAUGUUUGGAAAGAAGGGUGGAACGGGUGGAAUCCUUGAUUCCAGAGCUGCGGUCUCGCCACCAGGCCAGUGUAGAGCAUGUCCUGCACCAAUUAGGCUCUAAGGUUCACUUUCUUGACAAACGUCUCGAUGAAUUGGUUCCGUCGGAAUGGAAAGGCCAUCUGCAGUGAACACACAUGUGUUUGUGCUGCUCAGUAUUUGUGUUUCUGUGGGUAACACGAUGUGACUCUGUGUUCUGGUACUGACAUGCUGUAGCCUCUAUGUGUCAACCCAAACACAGACCAGACCAGUUACUGGGUUGGUGGUUGUAGAUCUUUCUUGUAGAUGCAUCUAAUCUAGUGUAAGAAAGAGAAGAUAGCCCAAA